AUGUAUCCCAGGAUUAAAAACCUGGCGCUUUAUGCCUUGUCGGUCACGCUGCUGGCGUGUCUUAUUUAUCUAAAGAGAGAGGCAAAGUUGGCAACGUCGUCAGCAGAGCAGAAAGUGGAUGUAGCAAGUCGCAAACCCAAGCCUUUGGCUCUGGGCAACGCCGAACCCAGCAAGUGUUUGCCAGACUUGACCCUCGCCAACUCUUCCCUCGCCCUCCCGGAGCUUCACCGCGUCUUCCUAACGUACAAGCACUGCCGGAACUUCUCAGCGCUGCUGAAGCCUUCCAGGUGCAGUAAGGACACGUUCCUCUUGCUGGCGAUCAAGUCUCCCCCGAUCAAUAUAGAGCGGCGGGUGGCAAUCAGGAACACGUGGGGGAAGGAGGUCUCCAUUGGUGGCAGGCACAUCAGGCUGGUAUUCCUUCUAGGGCGCUCGGAGGCCAAAAUCCAAGCGCAGCCCCUGCACCAGCUGCUGGCUUACGAAAGCCAGGAGUUUGAUGACAUCGUGCAGUGGGAUUUUGUUGACAAUUUCUUCAACUUGACCCUCAAGGAGCUGCAUUUCCUCCGCUGGUUCAUGGAGGACUGUCUGCAUGCCAGGUUUGUGCUGAAGGGCGAUGACGAUGUCUUUGUCAACACUUACAAUAUCGUCGAGUUCCUUCAGGAGCUGGACCCUGAGCAGGAUCUCUUUGUUGGAGACGUGAUUGCCAACGCCCGGCCCAUCAGGAACACCAAGGUCAAGUACUUCAUUCCAGAGUCCAUGUACAGAGCCUCCUUCUAUCCUCUCUAUGCGGGUGGAGGGGGCUAUGUGAUGUCUAGGGUGACAGUGCACCGACUCCAGAGCACCGCAGAGGACACGGAGCUCUUCCCAAUAGAUGAUGUCUUUGUGGGAAUGUGUCUGGCAAAGAUGGCAGUGACCCCAAAGAACCAUGCUGGCUUUAAGACUUUUGGGAUCCAGAGACCUUUCAAUCCUUUUGAUCCAUGCUUGUACAAGGAGCUGAUGGUUGUGCACAAGCUAAACCCAACUGAGAUGUGGAUCAUGUGGACGCUGGUGAAGGACGAGAGCAUUAGGUGUGCAGUGUCAGUAACACGCGCCUACAGAAGUGGUCGGAAAUGAAGCUCCUGAUGAGCACAGUAGGAUUUUGGCUGGUGACGGAUACAGGGUGCUUGAACUAAAAAUCAGGUUGUGGUAGAAAAGUGUCCUCUACUAACAGGCUGUACGUGAGCCAUAGGGUUUUGUUUUGCAGUCAGUCUUUGUCGGUGGGUUACUGAAUUGUCAGGGGAAGGGGACGGGGCUGGUAGCUUGGAGACACGGUGAGAUGCAGCACAGGGGACUCGGCUCGGUUCCUCCUGGCCACGCUGGGGCCCAGGAAAUUCACAGCUGCUGCAGGUGACACGAAUGAGGUGCCACCUCCUGUGGAGGUUCUGCAACACUGAGGCUGGUGCCUGACUGCCAGCCUAAUUCAGUCUCUCCUGGGAAAGGUAAUGAUGACUAACGAGUGAUGGAGCACUUGAAAUUACUUCUAACCUUUUUAGUCAAGGCAAGGGCAGAAGAAAGGGCAGUGUAUGCUGCUGCAUCUACUGCAGUGCAGCUCCGUUGUCCCAGGCCAGCAAUUCCACAGGUCCUGUGGGGCAGCAGGAGAAAAGGAAUGGAGGUGGGGGAUAAAAAAAGCUUAAAAAUGUAUUGCCUUAACAGCACAGUGAUCCGAGGGAUUGGGCUCCAACUUAAGCCCUUUGGAUUUUACAGAAGGUUAUUACAAGUUUACUUGCACUAGAAGCUUUUGCACAAACACUUUCUGGUCUGGUUUGAGAGGAGAAAUAUGUCCUGAGUGGUAGUUAAGUCCCAGUGACUGCAGCUUUUUAUGCUGUGUGGGAGGUGUUUGGGGUUUAUUUGCUUCGUUUGCUUGUUUUCGUGAUGUUGGGUAUAAAUAAAAUACAGUUCUGAAAGUACUCACAGGAAUCUUCCUGGGUCUCCUGAAAGCUAGAAGUAGGAGCCAAAGGAGGCUGAGGCCUGGUGCUAUUUGCAUUAAGGAGAUGUGGAUAUUAAAGCGGACAGGGUUAUGAGGAAAUGAAAACUUGCUCACUUCCUCUCCUGUGAGCAGCUGCUGCUCUCUGCCCACAGUCCAGGCACGAUGCAUGGAUGCAGAAGCCGUGCUUAAUCUCUGAGUGCUCUGGAGUAACUAAUUUGAGGAGCAAUCAAUCCUGAAGCCAAGAUUUGCUGACAGUUUACAAAGCGUCUCAGCCUCAGGGUGCCUUGCUGCCAGAUGUGCUGUGCGAGCAGGCAGCAACCUGGAAGCUUCAGAAAAAUGUAAGGGGAGCGAGGGUGUGCGAUUACAGAAAUCAGGGCUGGUUGUGCCGUGCUGCUGUCAUUCCUGUCUCAUAUGCCAGCUGCUCAGCAUUCAGGCCACCAGCUGUGAGCCGGAGCUUCCAGAGGCGCCCGGGGAGUGCUGCCAGGGGUUCCUUGUCUGGGCUCCUGAGGCUUGGAGGGCAUCCUGGGCCCAGGGGUGUGCCAGGCUGCCUGCCCCGCGCCGCUGUGGGGUGCGGUACUGUACAGCCUGGGGCUGAGGGGUUCCUGGCAGUCCUGUCUGACGGUGCAUUUGCCUUGCGGCCUUGGCUUUCUAGAGCACGCGCUGUAGGUCGUUUAGCUCCACUGUGUGAGCCACGCUCUUACGGCACGAGUUGCUGCUCUCACGGGGGCUGUUUCUGCGCUAGAUGCGAGUAGGUAUGUGUCUAAGGAAAAAAACCUUCUGUGAGCCUGUGCGCUCCUGUAGAAGUUGCUACUCCAUCUCACUGCAGCCCAAGCAGUGACUAGUCAGCUGUACCCGAGACACUACAUGUAGUUUGAUUAGUUGGCUUUGUAAACGAGGUUGAGUAUCACGCAGCAAAGCCCUGCAUUUCUUGGCACUGUGCCCUGAGCAUCACUGCUUGUUCCGGAGAAGAGACUGGACGGAGCGGGCUUGGUACGAUGUCAGCUGCUCUGGCAGCAUUUUUCUGACCCCCUAGCUGAGUCCAAAUGCAAACUCAGGAACAUCACGCAGCGAGUGAUGUCACGGCAGUUCUGGGCUUAAGUGCGUAGGCUAAUUCCCCGCUGUGCAACUCUCACUUCUUAACGAAGGUUGGGGGGGGAUCUUUUCCACCCUGUUUGGGAGGUGCUGUGGAGCUACUCAAGUAUUUCUUUCCCUUUUUGACUUGAUUGCACUGACUAAUUGCUUCCUGUCACAGCUGAAGGUUAGAUGCAUGGGGGUAGAGCCUGUGUCAUAGCAUAAAACAAGAAGUGGGGCAGCAAGGGGAGUGGGGGCAGGCUCUGAAAGGGGAAGAACGGCCACUUUCCAGACUCUUGGGUUGAUGUGCAUCUUUCUUAAGCCAUAUCCUUGUCAUGCAAGCGUCUGAGUGGAGUUAUUGCAGCAACGUGACAGAAACACAGCCUGUAUGUGUGUUUCAGUCAGUGGCUUGGUAGGAGUUCUUCAACUGCAGCACAGAACAAAUGGGAGCAGAUGUGGUUAGAAGGCUGACCUGAAGUUGCCUGCGGCUCUUGAGGGUGUGGUUGUGCCACUGCUACAACAAAUCAGCUCCUGACAGUUGGGUUUUCCCCAGUGCUCCAGCCCGAAGCCAUGUUUGGGACCCUCUGACUAGUGGCACAGCAGACACCGGCAUCUUCCUGUGAGCUUUGAUUCCAGACCCUGCCUUCCCCCUUGGAUACAGCAGCAUCCAGUGAGCAGCAGGAGCAAGGAAAGUUUUUUUUUUUUAGAAACUUCUACUAUUUAAUCUAAAUGUACAGUGCUGUGCAGCUGAGAUUGCAUUUGUUCAAAAGGCAGGCAAAAUGAGGCAGAGAAAGGCUCGUGUUACAGCUGCAAAAAUUCCUAAUCAAGCAGAACUCAGUUUAGUAACAGCAACCUCAACACAUGUAGCGCGUCUGCUGCUAAUUUAUAGUGGAACAUCUUAUGAUUGUGUGCCUUCUUACAAAAGGUGAUGAAUGGGGAUUAACUGACCCAAAUCAGCAGCAGCAGAGUUCUAGUCAGUGCUACUGCACAAAGCAAUCUCAGCUAAAGUUUAUAUUGUCUAUACAGCUAAUACUGCAAAUUUCACAUGAAGCUGUCAAGUUAGAAAAUGAACACAGUGAAAGACACUUGUGGUUUUGAAGCCUGCAGUGAAACAUUAAGCUUACCAAAAGAGAGAAUUCAGAUAAUUUUCCUGAACCUUGUGCUGGAAAGCAUUCAAAUACAUAAAACUCACUUUUGUUUGUUGCUUUAUAAAAUCUGCAGCAGUUCUGACAACUACUCCGUAACCACAGUAUCUUGAAAAUCAAAUCUUUUGCUUCCUGGGGAAGGCAGCUGUUUUACAAGCAGUGACUCCUGGGUGAAAGAGACUGCUGGACUGUACUGCACUGCAAAACUUCUCCAAGAAGAGCUUGGGUAACUCCAUAGAAAGUUUUCAGCUUUAUAGCAAAUGUUUUCCCUGAUUGCAAUUAAGUGUAAUUAGAUAUAGCUGUCAGACUCAACUCUGAUACAAAGUCAAAACAGAAAACAGCACUUAAUCUCUUAUCUAUGUGGGCACACUUGAAAGGAAAUGCACUUGCACAGUUUAAUAAAGGUAUCUACUAACAGAUAUCAUUUACUUCACAGGUUAAAAAUAAUCACUUUUAAAUACACUUCUUUGGCUGAUACCUAGUUAGCCUCUAUGUCAGAGAGCUCCCAGAAACACAUCGCACCAUGGGUAGGAUCCUCCCAGCAGAGACAAUUAACAACAAGCUAUCCUUGAUAGCGAUUUUCACAUUUGCAUAGUUAAACACUUAAAUAAUCAAAUCCAUAAUUAUUACAAACGUGGUAGGUUACAAACAAGGUGAAGGCUUUUCAGUCUUGGAAUUGACUUGAUUUGUAAAGCAAGCCUAUUUGGGGGGGGG
This is a messenger RNA of Cygnus olor (mute swan), 4893 nucleotides long. RefSeq names its product UDP-GlcNAc:betaGal beta-1,3-N-acetylglucosaminyltransferase 4 (gene B3GNT4). The transcript has a single exon. Bases 1 to 1110 code for a protein of 369 amino acids. The record is from RefSeq and is a predicted model, not a curated record. Gene Ontology annotation, cellular component: membrane. Gene Ontology annotation, molecular function: hexosyltransferase activity. NCBI's taxonomy places the organism in Eukaryota, Metazoa, Chordata, Aves, Anseriformes, Anatidae.